Messenger RNA from Porites lobata, 408 nucleotides. NCBI's taxonomy places the organism in Eukaryota, Metazoa, Cnidaria, Anthozoa, Scleractinia, Poritidae. The record is from the annotation of a GenBank genome assembly.
CCCUCUAAAGUUGAAGGAAUAGCCUGGUGCAUUGCUUUUACGUUGGAAGCUCUCUUAAUUGUUCUAGGAAACUUUCUCACUCUUGUUCUCUUUGCCGUUAACAAGAGGCUUCGCAAAAGAAGUUUGUUUUUGGUCAUUAAUAUGGCUUUUGCCUAUUUGCUAUCCGGAGCUGUAUCUCUCCCCAUUCUCAUUUACACCAUUGGAGCUGGCUUCAUGCUUUGGAAAGCACGUUUGGACAAGACGUUUUAUGGUUAUCAAGUUUUUGGUCAAAUCGUUGUCUUACAGGCGCCACUAAUUUCUGCGGUAUUAAUUACUUGUGAAAGAUUUCCCGCUGUCUAUUGGCCCUUGAGCACCGAAUUAUGUCAGUGGGGGCGUACCGCGCAGCUAUUUUUGUGGUUUGGAUACUAG